CGGCGCGCAAGCCAUCCUUUGCGCGCCUCCUCGCCUUUGCUUAUCCCUGUCUGAAAACUACUGUUGAAAAAAGUAAAACCCUGAUCUGCACUUCCUCGCUUCGGUUAUUCGAUCUUGAACCUUCAAAGGCUUCGUACUGAUUCGUUGUAGGGUACUUACGCGCUGUCGUGCCGCGCCGCUUCCGUCGAUGCUAUGUGCUUGCUGUCGUUCGCAUGCUACAACCUCUUUCGCAGAACUGGUUGCUUUGCUGAGUGUCGGGACUAUAAGGUGUUGGAGCUGUGCCAUGCGGGCGCUGAUGAACGCUUGGUUCAAACUGUAAGUGAUGUUAUCGGUGUGUGUGAUGCGGUAUGCGCAAAUGAUAUUUGUCCAUGCGUCACAGAUAUCGACAAGAUAAAAAUCAAACAUUUGAGGCUUUGUUUUCCUUCAUCGAAGCUAGAUUGUAGUAGAAUGACCACCACCUUGAGCGUCCUACUUGUUUUCAUGUCACGUAAAACCUUCUUGCACAUUCACGUGGAACUUCGCAAAGUUUCAUUACUUUCAUUAUGUGUUUUUGUAAUUAUGAUGGCUGUCGUGUAUCAACCAAUGCCAGUCCAACUCGGUCGUAUGUACUCUUUGCUCUUGUGUACGAAAGGAAUGGCGCAUUACAAAUGAUUGCUCAAGUAUACAGGGCGCAAGCCGCAGAACCGAAAU
Molecule: messenger RNA, 690 nt
Organism: Boeremia exigua
Lineage: Eukaryota; Fungi; Ascomycota; Dothideomycetes; Pleosporales; Didymellaceae
Exons: 3
Coding region: 193-651 (152 amino acids)
Source: RefSeq, a predicted model, not a curated record